Messenger RNA from Globicephala melas (long-finned pilot whale), 5580 nucleotides. RefSeq names its product PDS5 cohesin associated factor A (gene PDS5A). Gene Ontology annotation, biological process: mitotic sister chromatid cohesion; DNA repair. Gene Ontology annotation, cellular component: chromatin; nucleus. NCBI's taxonomy places the organism in Eukaryota, Metazoa, Chordata, Mammalia, Artiodactyla, Delphinidae. The record is from RefSeq and is a predicted model, not a curated record.
CCCAGCGCCGCUCCGGGGCGGGCGGCGGCGGCGGCGGGACCGGCGGAGCCGCUUUGUGUGCAGCCCGGAGAGGGGCGGCGGCGCAACCACCUGACAGAGGCCCGGGCGCUCGAUGCACCUUCCGCCCGCAUGAGGAGGAGAGGCCGGUAGAGGACUGUGAAAGAAAAGUUGUCCCCCAGGAUGGACUUCUCGACCGCGCAGCCCAAGCCUGCCCCUGCCCUCUGUGGCGUUGUGAGUGCCGACGGGAAGAUCGCUUACCCUCCGGGGGUAAAGGAGAUCACCGACAAGAUCACCACCGACGAAAUGAUCAAACGACUGAAGAUGGUAGUCAAAACUUUUAUGGAUAUGGAUCAGGAUUCAGAAGAUGAAAAACAGCAGUAUCUCCCACUAGCCUUGCAUCUAGCAUCUGAAUUUUUUCUCAGGAAUCCCAAUAAAGAUGUGCGUCUCCUUGUAGCAUGCUGUUUGGCUGACAUCUUUAGAAUCUAUGCCCCAGAAGCUCCAUAUACUUCCCAUGAUAAACUUAAGGACAUAUUUUUGUUUAUUACCAGACAAUUAAAGGGUUUGGAGGAUACAAGGAGCCCGCAGUUUCAUAGAUACUUUUAUUUAUUAGAGAAUUUAGCUUGGGUUAAAUCAUAUAACAUCUGCUUUGAAUUGGAAGAUUGCAAUGAAAUUUUUAUUCAGCUUUUUAGGACUCUCUUCUCAGUGAUCAACAAUAGCCACAAUAGGAAGGUACAAAUGCACAUGCUAGACUUGAUGAGUUCUAUCAUCAUGGAAGGUGAUGGAGUUACUCAAGAAUUAUUGGACUCCAUUCUUAUUAACCUCAUUCCUGCACAUAAGAACUUAAAUAAACAGUCCUUUGACCUCGCAAAAGUCCUAUUGAAAAGGACAGUCCAGACUAUUGAGGCAUGCAUUGCCAAUUUUUUCAAUCAAGUCCUGGUGCUGGGAAGAUCAUCAGUAAGUGAUUUGUCAGAACAUGUAUUUGAUCUGAUUCAGGAACUUUUUGCUAUAGAUCCUCAUUUAUUAUUAUCUGUCAUGCCGCAGCUUGAAUUCAAACUGAAGAGCAAUGAUGGAGAAGAGCGAUUAGCUGUUGUUCGACUUUUAGCUAAAUUGUUUGGUUCUAAAGAUUCCGAUUUGGCAACACAGAAUCGUCCUCUGUGGCAGUGUUUUCUUGGACGAUUCAAUGACAUUCACGUUCCUGUGAGAUUAGAAAGUGUGAAAUUUGCGAGUCACUGUUUAAUGAAUCACCCAGAUUUAGCAAAGGAUCUCACAGAAUACUUGAAAGUUAGAUCACAUGAUCCAGAAGAAGCUAUUCGUCAUGAUGUCAUUGUUACUAUAAUAACAGCUGCCAAAAGAGACCUUGCCUUAGUAAAUGAUCAGCUACUUGGCUUUGUAAGAGAAAGAACACUGGACAAACGGUGGCGAGUAAGAAAAGAAGCUAUGAUGGGUCUGGCUCAGCUUUAUAAGAAAUACUGUCUUCAUGGUGAAGCAGGAAAGGAAGCUGCAGAGAAAGUCAGCUGGAUAAAGGACAAACUUUUGCAUAUAUAUUAUCAGAAUAGCAUCGAUGACAAACUGUUGGUAGAGAAAAUCUUUGCUCAGUAUCUUGUCCCCCACAACCUGGAAACAGAAGAGAGAAUGAAAUGCUUGUAUUAUUUAUAUGCUAGUUUGGAUCCAAAUGCUGUCAAGGCUCUCAAUGAAAUGUGGAAGUGUCAGAACAUGCUUAGAAGUCAUGUACGAGAACUAUUGGAUUUGCACAAGCAGCCUACGUCUGAGGCUAACUGUUCUGCCAUGUUUGGAAAACUGAUGACCAUAGCAAAGAAUUUGCCUGACCCUGGGAAAGCACAAGAUUUUGUGAAGAAAUUUAACCAAGUCCUUGGUGAUGAUGAAAAACUGCGGUCUCAGUUGGAGUUGUUAAUCAGUCCAACCUGUUCGUGCAAACAGGCAGAUGUUUGUGUGAGAGAAAUAGCCCGGAAACUUGCAAAUCCUAAGCAGCCAACAAAUCCUUUUCUAGAAAUGGUCAAAUUUCUGUUGGAAAGAAUUGCACCUGUGCACAUUGAUUCAGAAGCCAUCAGUGCACUGGUAAAACUAAUGAAUAAAUCAAUAGAGGGGACAGCAGAUGAUGAAGAGGAGGGUGUAAGUCCAGAUACAGCUAUUCGUUCAGGACUUGAACUUCUUAAGGUUCUGUCUUUCACACAUCCUACCUCGUUCCACUCUGCAGAGACAUAUGAGUCCCUGUUACAGUGCCUCAGAAUGGAAGAUGACAAGGUAGCAGAAGCUGCUAUACAAAUUUUUAGAAAUACAGGCCACAAAAUAGAAACAGACCUACCCCAGAUACGAUCGACCUUAAUUCCCAUCUUACAUCAGAAAGCAAAGAGAGGUACUCCCCACCAAGCAAAACAGGCCGUUCACUGUAUACAUGCCAUAUUCACAAAUAAAGAAGUACAGCUUGCACAGAUUUUUGAGCCACUCAGUAGGAGUCUCAAUGCUGAUGUACCAGAACAACUUAUAACUCCAUUAGUUUCAUUGGGCCACAUAUCUAUGUUAGCACCAGAUCAAUUUGCUUCCCCAAUGAAAUCUGUAGUAGCAAAUUUUAUUGUGAAAGAUCUGCUAAUGAAUGACAGGUCAACAGGUGAGAAGAAUGGGAAAUUAUGGUCUCCAGAUGAAGAGGUUUCCCCUGAAGUACUAGCAAAGGUACAGGCAAUUAAACUUCUGGUAAGGUGGCUGUUGGGUAUGAAAAACAACCAGUCUAAAUCUGCCAAUUCAACUCUUCGGUUAUUAUCAGCGAUGUUGGUUAGUGAGGGUGACCUGACAGAGCAAAAGAAGAUCAGUAAAUCUGAUAUGUCUCGCUUGCGAUUAGCUGCUGGUAGUGCCAUAAUGAAGCUUGCUCAGGAACCUUGUUACCAUGAAAUUAUAACCCCAGAACAGUUUCAGCUCUGUGCGCUUGUUAUUAAUGAUGAGUGCUAUCAAGUAAGGCAGAUAUUUGCUCAGAAGCUACAUAAGGCACUUGUGAAGUUACUCCUCCCAUUGGAGUAUAUGGCGAUCUUUGCCUUGUGUGCCAAAGAUCCUGUGAAGGAGAGAAGAGCACAUGCACGACAGUGUUUACUAAAAAAUAUCAGUAUACGCAGGGAGUACAUUAAACAGAACCCCAUGGCUACUGAGAAAUUAUUAUCACUGUUGCCUGAGUAUGUAGUUCCGUAUAUGAUUCACCUGCUAGCCCACGAUCCAGAUUUUACAAGAUCACAAGAUGUUGAUCAACUUCGUGAUAUUAAAGAGUGCCUGUGGUUCAUGCUUGAAGUUUUAAUGACAAAGAAUGAAAAUAACAGCCAUGCCUUUAUGAAAAAGAUGGCAGAGAACAUCAAGCUAACAAAAGAUGCCCAGUCUCCAGAUGAAUCCAAGACAAAUGAAAAACUUUAUACAGUGUGUGAUGUGGCCCUGUGUGUUAUAAAUAGUAAAAGUGCUUUAUGCAAUGCAGAUUCACCAAAGGAUCCAGUCCUUCCGAUGAAAUUUUUUACACAACCUGAAAAGGACUUCUGUAAUGACAAGAGUUAUAUUUCAGAAGAGACAAGAGUACUUCUGUUAACAGGAAAGCCAAAACCUGCUGGAGUACUAGGUGCGGUAAACAAGCCUUUAUCAGCAACGGGAAGGAAACCAUAUGUUAGAAGCACUGGAGCUGAGACUGGAAGCAAUAUUAAUGUAAAUUCAGAGCUGAACCCUUCCACCGGAAAUCGAUCAAGGGAACAGAGUUCAGAGGCAGCAGAAACUGGAGUUAGUGAAAAUGAAGAGAACCCUGUGAGAAUUAUUUCUGUGACACCUGUAAAGAAUAUUGACCCAGUAAAGAAUAAGGAGAUUAAUUCUGAUCAGGCUGCCCAGGGCAACAUCAGCAGUGACCGAGGAAAGAAAAGAACAGUAACAGCAGCUGGUGCAGAGAAUAUCCAACAAAAAACAGAUGAGAAAGUAGAUGAAUCAGGACCACCUGCCCCUUCAAAACCCAGGAGAGGACGUCGACCCAAGUCUGAAUCUCAGGGCAAUGCAACCAGAAAUGAUGAUAUAAAUAAACCUCUUAGCAAGGGAAGAAAGAGAGCCGCAGUCAAUCAGGAAAGCCCUGGAGGUUUGGAAGCAGGUAAUGCCAAAGCACCCAAACUGCAAGACAUAGCCAAAAAGGCAGCACCAGCAGAGAGACAAAUUGACUUACAAAGAAGCCAAGUGCUCGGAAGUGAUGGCGAUUCACUUUGGGACAUAGAAUCAAGUCCAGGAAAUUCUUCCAGUGAUCUGGAUCGUUUAAAAGUCUGUGAGAGCAGCCAGGAAGAUACUGAGGACUCAGAGCUAGUAAAGGGAAGCUUCCUGAAGGUGCAGCAGGCAGCUUGUAGAGGAUUCUUUGAUAUCAUAUUAUUAAAUUUUAUCUAUUAUAACAAAUUAAUUUAAUACUAUGUAAGAAUCUUAAUCACUUAUUAGCUUUCUUUGGUUAGCAUUGUUAUCUUUAUUAGAAGGUAUAUGUUAUGUUGGGUUUUGGGAAUAUAAGUAAACAGCCCCCUUAUCUUUCUCUCCCAAGUUUGGAAUUGUUAAAAAGGAGAUACCAUCUUAAUACUGAUGUGGCUGAUUAAAAAUGUGGAAUGACAGGGAGUUCCCUGGUGGCCUAAUGGUUAGUAUUCUGGGCUUUCACUGCCCUGGCUCGGGUUCGAUCCCUGGUGGGGAACUGAGAUCCCACAAGCCACACUCCCCUCCACCCACCACCCAAAUCUGAAAUGACAUAGGCCAGGUAACUACUAAUGCCUUGCCCCUAAAUUGAACAACCUCCGGCAGACCAGAACACACCUUUUGGAGGCAAAGGAGAAGAAAUCUAGACAAGACCAAAUUCCAGUAUGCUCAGUUUUUCCUUCCCCCACCCUCUCACCCAUUAGAUGGGUUCUUCCUCCUCCCAGAGAGGAGUAGGUGAGGGGAGAAGAGAAAGAGACCCUAUCCCACUACUUCAUGCUUCCAGAGGUCAUAAUUUUCCCUCCCUAUUAGGGAAAUAGGAUCAGUGGGGCAUUUCUCUUAACAGAAUUAAGCUAAAUUUUCCUCCUUUUUUUAGUACACUAAAGAACAGAACUUAUUUUGCUGCUUUUAUUUGCCAGUUGUCUAGUAAUUUUUCUACUACAUAAUUUUGAAAGUAUUCAUUAAAAAUCACAAUUACUUCAAAUAGCUUUUAGUGUUUUAUUGUAGUAAUAAAACAGAUUGGACACUGGGUAGCAAUGCUUAAUGAUUGAAAAUAAAAACUUCUUCACUGGUAUUGUGUUUUUAUGUAAUUUAGGGAAAGAUUACUAAAUCAACUAAAGUGUCACAUGAACAAUGAAAAAAUAUUUUCAGAUUUUAGAUAAUAACUAUAGAAAUUAAAUAAUCUGUGUAUGAUUUGUUUUCCUGUUUAUAUCUUUUCUAACAUUGCUUUCUUCUACUCCUAUCCCCAAGGUAAAAAGAAAAUUCAUUUGCAAAGGGAGAAAAUGAAGGCCAAACAGAAGCAGGCUCUAGCUUCUGCAAAAACUUGGAUUCAGAAUGACCCUGAACAGAAAAUGAAGUUAACUUCAAAACACACUUUCUGCCUUGAAAACU